AUGGCGUCGCCAAACGGCUCGAAUGGGCGAGCGAACUACGCGAUCAACUCUCAGUCUCAGUCGUGGAAUCCGCAGGCACUACUCAACCCUCGCGCAUACGCAUCUACUCCUGCUUCGAAGCGAAAUUCCCCCAAACCCCAGUCUCUAGCGACACGAUCUGCGCCAGGAAACCAAAGCAGCAGCGACAACAACAAUAACAGCGCCUUCGUCUUUCAAUUCGCGAGCCCGAAUGACACCCCGAGCGAGUCGUUAACACCCAGUAUGGCUUCAGGCGCGUCGACUCCCGGCCGCGACGGCCGUGUUUCGCCCUACGGGAUGGGCAACAUGAUUGAGCGAAUGAAUGAUGUCCAGGAUCGCGCUUCAGCGCCUCAGCCCAAGCGCAGGAAGUACGACACACCCGAAUCAGAUGCCGACAACAAGAAGACGAUGGGACCUGGUGGCAGCGGCAUGCUGGGCGCCUACGUCAAGGAAAAGCAGGAUGCAGGCAAGAAGGAGAACUCAAAGGUAUCCACGCACACCGUGGAUCUCACCGAGGGUGACGACGACGUGGUCAUGGUUGAAGACCCCGCAACGGAGGAGGUUUGCUACGGCAUGCUGACUGCCAACCUCGAUUGCCACAAGGUGCCGUCUGCGAAGCCAGGAACACAAAGUAUUUUUGGAGCGGAUUUCAUGCCCCCAGUCAAAAUCGUCUUGAAGAGAAUCAUUGGCGACUCGACGAAGAAGAUCCAGGCCUACGACUACACGCGCGAUAUCAUUGGAAACGUGGACGCACACACCGCUGGGGCCCUUGUUCCCUUGCUGGACUCCAACGUGCGUCUCAGAACCGACUGUAAGAUCCCCGCGCGUAGGAAGCAGGCGGAUGAAGAGCCGGGCAAGGCCAUCUCGAGGUCUUACCCCGUGGAGAUGACUCUUUACGGCCAAUACAGAUUCGCGAAGGCUGUUGGCAAGCACUUUGAGCGAGCUAAAAUCAUUCUGCGUCACCCUAACAGGGUUGACAAGGGCGUCAGAUACGAGAACGUUCAUGCCGAGUCGAAGCCCGUGCCAGCCCCUGGUGCCAGGAACCUGGCCGGAGCCCUUGCUCAGUACAACAGUCACUCAUCGUCGACCUACUACACCAACCCGACCCCUCGCACUGUUGAGGAGAUUCGGUCGGACGUCAUGGGCGUCUUUGACUCCAUGGGGAAGACGGAUGAGCUUCCUGAAAUGGACCCAUCGCCAAUCAUCACCACUGAACUGCUCAAGCAUCAGAAGCAAGGCCUUUUCUUCAUGGCAGCCAAAGAGAGGACUUCGAGCGCCGAGGAGAGAAUCAAGGGCUCGAUGUGGCAGCUCAAGAUCAGCCCCACUGGCCAGAAGUCCUACUACAACGUCAUCACGGGCCAGGCAGAACGACAGCUUCCCCCGGACACCCACGGUGGCCUGCUCGCUGACAUGAUGGGCCUGGGCAAGACACUCAGUGUCCUCUCGCUCAUUGCCAGCUCUAUGGACGAGGCUCAAGAAUGGGCACGUCGCACGCCUGUUCAGCCCGAAAUGCCACCCCAGAAGGCCGGGGGCAAAGCGACAGCCUCAAGCUCCUUGCCACUGACCGGCAUUGCCAUGAAUGCCAAGGCAACGCUUCUUGUAUGCCCCCUGAGUACCGUCACGAAUUGGGAGGAGCAGAUCAAGCAGCACAUCGCACCAGGACAGUUGAGCUAUUACAUUUACCACGGCUCGAACAGGAUCAAGGACGUUGAGAAGCUGGCCGAAUUCGAUUUGGUGAUCACCACCUACGGCUCUGUCUCGAGCGAGCUGGGCGCUCGCAGCAAGCGGAAGUCUGGCAAAUACCCGCUUGAGGAGAUUGGGUGGUUCCGCAUCGUUCUGGAUGAGGCUCACAUGAUCCGCGAAGUGGCGACGUUACAGUUCAAGGCAAUUGUUCGUCUGCAGGCUGCUCGCCGCUGGGCUGUUACCGGAACCCCCGUUCAAAAUCGUCUUGAAGACUUGGCCGCCCUUCUGCAGUUCAUCCGACUCAGACCCUUUGACGACCGAAACAAGUUCAACCGGUUCAUCGUGGAUCCAUUCAAAGCCUGUGACACGGAAAUUGUCCCCAAGCUCCGUGUUCUCGUGGAUAGCGUUACACUUCGACGCCUGAAGGACAAGAUCAAUCUUCCCCCGCGUAGCGAUCAUGUCGUCAAGCUUGAUUUCACUGCCGAAGAGCGUGAGGUUUACGACCUGUUCGAGAAGAAUGCUCAAGACCGUGUCAAGGUCCUCGCCGGAAACGGUGUGCAACGGGCGUUGGGAGGUCAUACGUAUAUCCACAUUCUCCGAUCGAUCCUGCGGCUUCGCCUCCUCUGUGCCCAUGGCAAGGACCUCUUGAACGAAGAAGACCUAGAGGCCUUGCAAGGCAUGACAGCUGACAUGGCUAUUGACCUUGACAGCGACGACGAGGACAAGAAGCCCGGUUUGUCGGACCGAAAGGCAUACGAAAUGUUCGAGCUUAUGCAAGAGACGAACACAGAUGGGUGCAGCGUCUGCUCCAAGAAGUUGGGGUCCAACGACGACGCUAGCAUCGAGUCGGAGGGACAAGAAGACAUUCUCGGCUACAUGACGCCCUGCUUUCAUAUCGUCUGCGGUGCCUGUAUCAAGGCUUUCAAGGAACAAAGCAGACAGUUGCUCGCUCCAGGCGAGGCCACGGGGCCCUGCCCGAUCUGUUCCACCGUUAUCAAACCCGCCUACGUUGACAUUCGUCGGUCCCGCGUCAAGGUCGAGCACGAGGGGCCUGCUAAGGACAAAACCUCCUCAAAUGGCCGCAAGAGCUUCGGCAAGUACUCGGGACCCCACACCAAGACCAGAGCUUUGGUUGAGGACCUCCUCAAGUCGAAGGCUGACAGCGACGCGAACCCGCAUGAGCCGCCGUACAAAUCCGUUGUGUUCUCCACGUGGACCUCGCAUCUCGAUUUGAUCCAAAUGGCUCUUGACAAUGUUGGCAUCAAGUAUGUCAGGCUUGAUGGCAGCAUGACGCGUGUCGCACGAACUCAGGCGAUGGACAACUUUCGUGAGGACAAUUCAGUGCAUGUCAUCCUGGUGUCCAUCACAGCUGGUGGUCUUGGCCUCAAUUUGACUGCAGGCAGCAACGUCUAUGUUAUGGAGCCCCAAUACAACCCCGCAGCAGAGGCUCAAGCCAUCGACCGAGUUCAUCGUCUGGGCCAGAAGCGACCCGUCCGCACAGUCCGCUACAUCAUGCGAAACAGCUUCGAGGAGAAGAUGCUCGAGCUACAGGAGAAGAAGAACAAGCUGGCGAGUCUCAGCAUGGAUAGGAAGGAUAGGGUCUUUGACAAGAGCGAGGCGGCCCGGCAGAGGCUGCAGGACCUCCGAAGCCUGUUCAAAUGA
Messenger RNA from Colletotrichum spaethianum, 3363 nucleotides. Its product is annotated as putative syntaxin-8B. Gene Ontology annotation, molecular function: ATP binding; ATP-dependent chromatin remodeler activity. NCBI's taxonomy places the organism in Eukaryota, Fungi, Ascomycota, Sordariomycetes, Glomerellales, Glomerellaceae. The transcript is spliced from 2 exons. Bases 1 to 3363 code for a protein of 1120 amino acids. The record is from RefSeq and is a predicted model, not a curated record.